Betta splendens (Siamese fighting fish) is the source of this 2806-nucleotide messenger RNA. RefSeq lists its product as uncharacterized. Gene Ontology annotation, cellular component: nucleus. Lineage: Eukaryota; Metazoa; Chordata; Actinopteri; Anabantiformes; Osphronemidae. The record is from RefSeq and is a predicted model, not a curated record. Gene Ontology annotation, biological process: negative regulation of circadian rhythm; negative regulation of DNA-templated transcription. The transcript is spliced from 5 exons. Bases 377 to 1726 code for a protein of 449 amino acids.
GCGAUCAAAUUCUGGUGGCUGGACGUGGUCAAACAGCCGGUUUAGGCUCGGUUCACGCGGAUGCCAGCUCGUCAAUUUAAUGUUUAAUUGUGUCGCUGUACUACUUUUUAUCUGGCACUCUACUGCAUUCAGGGUCGGAUGACGAAACGCGACGAUAAUGUGCUUUUUGCGCUCUUUAACGUUUUGUCGUUACGUCAGACCGUGACAUCAAGCUAGCUUGAAUCGACUACGAGCAUUUCAAAGUAAAAGCAUGCAAGUUGUCACAGAAACCGCUUAAGCUGUUUUGCCAGAGCCUUGAUAUGCGCACUACAAUGAACGAGAAACCGGGGAACGGCUGGUAAUUGGAAUAACCUGUUUCACAUUUAAAGGCUCCAGUAUGUCGAAGGAACAACCUUGCUCGUGUGAGCAGAGUCCCGGUGCUACAUCUGUGAAAAGUGCAAAAGAGAAGGACCCGUGUGCGGCUCUCCUGGCAAAAGAUGACAGCAAAGCGGAUGCAGAUGAUUCCAGCGCACGGGGCUCAAACUGCAGCUCAGAAAAGGACUCUGGCUACUCUGAUGGCUCAGACUGGCAGCAGACCGACGUGGAGGAUCAGCGGACAAACCGGAGCCAGUCCAGAGGCGGUGAGCGUGCAGAACCUUCACAGUCCAGCCAGAACCAAAGACCCGGGCUUGGGAGUGCCGGGAAUCCCAGCUUCAUGUCAGCAGGCCAUGAGCUCUCGCCCAUCUACAUUAUCAAGAACAUGGCGGACGUGAUCCAAAAAAGAGGUCAGCUGAUCUGGACUAAUGCGAGCAGGGACACCAGCAGUUCCAGUGCUCCCCAUAUGAUCCUUCUGCCGCAGCCUAGCUUGUUGCCAUCCACUGUUCAACUCCACAAGCCCUUGUCCUUUAAUGCUGCCUCAGGGAGGAAAAUAAAAGGCCCUCGCCCACCUGUUCGUAACGCCUACCCUCGCAUAGCACCGCACCCCAGCAAGAAGCCACCUGAAGCCAGUCUGAGUAAGAGGGUCAGUGGCAAGCUUAGUGAUCCACCCGAGCCCCGGAGUUCAGCUGAUCAGCACCUCUUCAAGCAGCCUUCGGUCUCCGUCUCAGCCUCUGUGCAGCCGUGUUCCUCUUCACCCAAAGACACUCGCUCUCCCUCCAGUUCCACGACUUCCUCCUCGCGCCAAACGUCUCAGUCGGCGUCCAGCCCCCACGGGGCCUCCUCGAUCCUCGCCACCAGGCGGCUUCACAAAAGCGCCACCACUAGCACCCGCCACCGCCGCUUCCUCAACACGGUGGAAAUCCUCCGGCAGUCGGGUUUGUUGGACAUCACGCUGCACACGAAGAAACUCCUGCGCCAGAGCAACGCCACGGAACGCGACAUCGCCCAGCUGCGUCAGCACACGGGGCUGCUGUGCCAGGCUGCCGGCAGCCACAGCCCAGGUGGCAUCACGCGGUGGGAGCAGCUGUAUCGCACCAUGGCAGAGUCCGGUAAUUACCCCGAUUUAGACAUCAACACUCAUCCAGACUCUGCCACACAACCAGAAACUAUCUCCAUGGCUAAAACCAACAGGUCAGGUGCUGGGAGCUCAGACGCAGCAUCUGCUCACCUUUCUACCAGCAUAGCACAGCCAAACCAGAACUGUCCCGUACCACAGCAACCACGCCAAAGGCAAGGCAGGGAGUUUGACGCCAGCAAUAAAUUCUCAGAAAAAGUCACUUUUAUGCCUCCUGACAGCUCUACUGAUUAGCACAGCCUGCAGUGCCUUUACAGAGACAACAAUUACUCAGGGGCAGCCAGCACCGAUCUUCAAGCCUGUGGUUUUAGUGGCUGAAGAUCUUCAUAGUUUAUUCCUGGUUCCUUAAAGCCUAUUUUAUUAUUUUAGUUUCUUAGGGCUCAUACACAAAAUCUCUGCUAGAUUAUAGAAAUCAAAUGACUGCUUGAGAUUUGAGUUACCACAUCUGGUUUGACUUGUCAGAGCCGAUGGAUAAUAAAUGCACUGUGCAAUUUAAUCCCAAAGCACCGUCUCGCUAACAUCCCUCAGCUUUCAUAGAGCCACACAGGACGGGGUCUCGGAUUAUGAGCCACUUAAAGGAUUAGGGAACAACAGUGUUUCCCUGGAGGCAAAGGAAACUGGUUUCUACACAGAUGGUACCUGAUGCCUCGAUGGCAACUGCAGGACAAAUCAGUUAGUUGGUUGUUUCUCAUCAGAACAGACUCAUCUUGCGGUAAAUGAAUGUUGAGGAUGUUUCUUGUUUUUGAAGUGCUGAUGAGGUGAAAUCAGUGCCUUCAGAACAGUGGAACAUGGUUAAUAUUACCAAGCAACACUCACAUCACUUCCAGCACUUGUCAGUAAAGACAAUUCUCUCUCCUCCACUCAAUAUCUUACAGUUUAUACAGAUACAUCUCACAUUGUUUACUUACUGGGUGUGUGACUAUAUCAGAGCAUCUUUAAUAUAUUCUGUUCAGUUCAACAUUCAUAUUUUCUUACAACCAAUCAAUUUUCACUUGGAGAAAGAAUCAAGUGUCACUCUUGCAGUUUUAAUUUUCUUCUACAUUUUGCACCAACUUGCUUCUGAAAAAAAAUCAUUACAUCAUCACAACAUGCAUAACUGAUUGUUUGUGUGGGAGAAACUGUUGAAGAAUCUGUUUUUAGGCCCAAGAGCGGCUGGAAAGUGUGUAGGAGCUGAUAUGGAUGUGAUUUCUUUUUUUUUUUUCUUCCAUUUGUGCUGGUUCAUGUGAGAGACUGCACAGCACACAUUAAUGUAAAAGGUCUAUUUUUAUCAUUCUAAUGUAUUAAAGUGAAAAAUAAAGUAAUAUGAAUAACAAA